CGUGGUGUCUGCACUAUUUACCGGUAUCCGGUGAAUUGGUUUAUUUUUGAGUAUUCAAUCUAGCCGCAUUAUGAAGCUAGUAAGAUUUUUGAUGAAACUCAGUCACGAGACUGUUACAAUAGAAUUGAAAAAUGGUACCCAAGUCACCGGUACGAUUACAGGUGUCGAUGUUGCAAUGAACACACACUUGAAAACAGUGAAAAUGACAGUAAAGAAUCGCGAGCCGAUACAGUUAGAAACCCUCAGUUUACGGGGUAACAACAUUAGGUAUUACAUUUUGCCCGACUCGCUGCCCCUGGAAACGUUGCUGAUAGAUGAUACGCCGAAGGCUAAGGCCAAGAAGAAGGAAGCUGCUAGAGGUGCUGCCCGUGGCAGAGGACGCGGCGCCAGGGGCGGUAGGGGUGGCAGGGGUGGGCGAGGUAGAGGAAGGGGCAGGCGAUAGGGACAUUCAAUAUAUAUUCUUCGCAUUUUCAUUAUAUAAAUUUCUACUCUUCUACUUCUAUCUUUGUGAAAUUGUGAUUCUACUAAUUUGAUAAAAACGUAUCUAUACGAAGCUGUUCUUUCGCUGUGUCUCUCUGAUACUAAGUUUCAAGAUAAUGUAGAUUCAUUUUUAAUAGAUUUAAAUGUAGCAUACAUUGAUACAGGCAUUCCGAUAUAAUCUUGUAUUUGAUUUUAUUAUUUUGAUACUCUCAAAGAAAUUUCAACUUAAAAUGAUUUGUAAAGUUGACUUCUCUUUCAUUCAUCACAGUCGCAUAUGUACACGCUAUAUAAUUAUACGAUUUUCAUUGUACGAUUCAUUUAAUGUAAUUUAAAUUUGUUAUAUUCGAAUCUAUUAAUUUGAUUUCACAGUAUUAAUUAAAAAAUUUUCUAAAAAGAAUUACAAUCCACAAUUGUAAGAAUUACGUUAGUACAAAUUAUUUCAUCAUGCGAUAUUAUUAUAAAAUUACUAUUCAAUUAAAGUAAAAUGAUCAGUUUCUCUGUAAUUUCAAUAUCAACGAGGAUUUUCUGAAUAAAAUAGUAUCAAUAAAA
Wasmannia auropunctata (little fire ant) is the source of this 1029-nucleotide messenger RNA. RefSeq names its product probable small nuclear ribonucleoprotein Sm D1 (gene SmD1). The coding region runs from base 71 to 442 and encodes 123 amino acids. NCBI's taxonomy places the organism in Eukaryota, Metazoa, Arthropoda, Insecta, Hymenoptera, Formicidae. The transcript is spliced from 4 exons. Gene Ontology annotation, molecular function: RNA binding. Gene Ontology annotation, cellular component: catalytic step 2 spliceosome; precatalytic spliceosome; U2 snRNP. Gene Ontology annotation, biological process: spliceosomal snRNP assembly; RNA processing. The record is from RefSeq and is a predicted model, not a curated record.